Daktulosphaira vitifoliae (grape phylloxera) is the source of this 2634-nucleotide messenger RNA. Its product is annotated as tektin-4. The transcript has 6 exons. The record is from RefSeq and is a predicted model, not a curated record. Gene Ontology annotation, cellular component: microtubule cytoskeleton; nucleus. NCBI's taxonomy places the organism in Eukaryota, Metazoa, Arthropoda, Insecta, Hemiptera, Phylloxeridae. Gene Ontology annotation, biological process: cilium movement involved in cell motility; cilium assembly. The coding region runs from base 578 to 1888 and encodes 436 amino acids.
AAUAUGAAGUUUCAAUGUAUAAAUAGAACCGCUGUUAGAUUAUUAGUUAGAUAAAUUGUUAGUUAUGAAAUUUAAAAUUUAUAUUUUUAUAAUUAAAUUGCUGGUUAUAUUAAAAUUAUUUGAAAGGUUCAUAGGGUUUUUGUAAUCACUGCUUUUUAUAAUUGUUUUAUUUUAAUCUUGUAAUUAUUUUGAAAAAGAAAACUACUGUCCGUGUUUUUUUUUUUUUGGGGGGAGGGGGGGCAAAUAAAUGUAAUUGUAAAUGUAGAAAUAAACUAUUGUAUAUUAUUUUUUUAGCAAAAGAAUUAAUUGUGUAUUAAGUUACAUGAGUUAUGUUGCUAUGGAUAAAAACAGCGUUUAUUUGGGUUCGGUAUAUCGAUUUGUAACUAUAAACGGUAUAUUUUAUAGUUAACGGACGUGCAGCUAAGAGUUUUUUUUAUAUCAUUAUUGAGCUUUUUAAUUGUAAGAACCUACCGUUCACUUUAUUAAAAUUUUAAAAGCAUCCUACACGAAACUGUUUUAUUUAUAAAUUAUAAUAAUUAUAAAAAAUAUUAAAAAUUUGUAAAAAAAUUAAUUCGCCAUGUGUGACAUGAUACCAAAUAAUCCAUCUGAAAGAACCACCGAUGAUAGUGUUAGACGUUCUUGUGUCACUUACGACAUAUGUCAAGUACCAAAAAAAGAAGCUGAAAAUUUGUAUUCAUUUGCUCAAUGGCACAUGCAUAACGAUGAUAUCUUAAGUCGAUCAGCACAAGGACAUCACCAAUCUAAUGUUGUUGAAUAUAACGUACAGAGAGCCAUCAAUACAAUAUCAAGAUCUGUAGAUAUAAGCAUAUUAGAUAGUUCAAAUAAAAUCGCGAGUUCAGCAAGAAAUAUAGAUCGAUGGAGAGCUAACAUGUAUCAAGCAUUAGAAAAUAUACGAAAUGAAAUUGAUCUUCUUUAUUUUUAUUUAAAAAAAUUACAACGAUCAAGGAUUGCUUUAAAUGUUAUAUGCUCUAUAACAACUGAAUGUUUAGAACGUCGUUCUUAUAGAUUAGACAUGGAUCUAACGUUAGACCCCGCUCAGGUUGAGCUUAUCAAUGAGAGUAAAUUAGUUAACGAAGUUGGUGAAUUAAUAAACUGUACAGUAUCUCAAAUCAAUGAACAACUUAAAUUAAAUGGAGAUAUUAAACAACAGCUUGAAGAAAAUUGGAGUAAUAAAAACCAUUCCUUUGAAAUAGAUGCUAAAAACUUAGGUUUGAAUAUUCAUUCUGCCGAUAUAAUGACACACAAAAAUGUAAUGAAAGAUUCUGAAAGUACAUGUCUGACAAUACCAGAAUGGGAAACAGCAACUCAGACUUUAUAUGAAAAGGCACAACAAGUAUUAAACGAUUCAGAAAAACUAAGGACGUUGGUUGAUGAUCAUGUUCUUAAAAAAAGUGCAAAACGAUUAAGGGACCAAGCGGACGCAGUAGAUAUUGCUUUAGCAAGAUUUAUUGCAAACACACAAAAAGUUAGUCAAGCUAUGGAAAACGAUUUAAAACAAGUUGUUCAGCGAUUAGGAGAUUCAGAAAAAUUACUAGGAGAUCUUCGACGAGUGAUAGCCAAUUUGGAGAAUGCUAAGAUGACUGCAGAAACACGGUUAUAUAACCGUCUUAAACGUCCGGGAGAUGAGAAUUGCAAUGAUGCUGCACAAUCUAGGCUUUUAUCGGAAAUCAACAGUCUACAAGAGCAGCUCGCGACUCUAAAUUAUCAGUUGCAAUGCGCUAGAACAGGGCACACGGGUUUACUAGAAGCACGAUUAAAACUUGAAGAUGAAGUUCGGGUUAAACGAAAAACACUUUGGAUUGAUAGUUUUCGAUGCCAAAAAGUACGUGCACGCUACCCUUCAAUCAACAUACUUAUUGGCCGUUAAAAUAAAAUUUCUAAAUAUACAACAAGAAACAAAUAAAUUGGUGAUUUCAUAAUAAAACACAUUACACAAAAAAAAAAACUUAUUGAUAUUUUCUUAUUUUAUUUAUUAAAAUAUAAAUUUAAUGUAGAACACAGUUAAAUAAAAUGUUUUUAAAAUUAAAUAAUGUUAAUAUAUCCUUAUAAAAAACAAUUGUAUGUCCAACUUGCUUAGUUAUUAUAUAGUCAAACUAAAAUCUAAGAUUAAUCACCAAACAACAAUUUAUUAAGAUCAAUUUCGAAGAAAGUCUAGUCAUCGCAAUAAUUUGACAAGGAAAUUGUAGAAGAUAACAAGAAAUCUUAAUUUAUAGUAGAAUGUUAAGUAUGAUACCGUCAUUUGCAAUGAAUGGAAAACAAACUGUGAAAUUAAAAUAAAACACGUUACUUAUACUCGUGCCUUUGUGAGCCUUGUCUAUAAAUUGAAUUACUAAUGAUGCAUUUAUAUAGUUGUAGUAGUAACCUUCGACUUGGUUCAAAAUUGAUCCUUAGUGACAUCAUACUUGUAGGAAGUUACUGAGUAUUCUCGGAGGCCUCUCACUGUGCUACUUGUUAUUAAGUGAAAUGUAUAAUUUGGGUGAUUAUUUUUUUUUAAAAAUGGAUAAUUUUUUGUCAAUUUUGAUAUUAAUUAUAACAGUACAUAUAUGUAUUUCAAAUUUAAGGUUCAGUAUAAUACUAAAAUAAACAAUAUUCUAAUAAAGAAAAAUAAAAUUA